This is a messenger RNA of Monodelphis domestica (gray short-tailed opossum), 12244 nucleotides long. The record is from RefSeq and is a predicted model, not a curated record. Lineage: Eukaryota; Metazoa; Chordata; Mammalia; Didelphimorphia; Didelphidae.
CGAGCCAGCCCAGCUCCGGCGCCAGCGCCUCCUCCCCCGCCCUCCCGGCCCCUCCGCUCACUCACUCACUCACUCACGCGCCUCCCGCCCGCUCACGCUCUGCCCCUUCCUCCCCCCUCCCCAGUCCCCUCCCCCCCGCAGUGUGUGUGCGUGCGUGCGUGUGGUGUGUCUGUGUGUGUGUCUGUGUGUGUGUGGUGUGCGUGUGCGGGUCACCGGGUCACUGGGUCAUUGUCUCCGCGCUCGAGCCCCAGCACCCCGUGGAAUCCCCCACGUCACAAUCAGAACCAUCAAUGAGAUGCAAACAUGAAAGACAAGAGGAAGAAGAAGGACCGCACCUGGGCCGAAGCAGCCCGCCUGAGUAGGAUGUGAUGUCAUAGAGAAGGGGAAAGGGCUAUCCAAAUUCUCUCAAUUGCUGGGAGGAGCUGCCCAGGUGUGCUGAGGGGCCUGUACUCAGGAAGAGAAACAGGGAGUCCUCCACACCUUCAAUUCAGCUCUCCACUGUCGUCUCCAGCCAGGACCAGUUUCGUUCACCUCCCAGACCUUUCUAGUGCAGCCCAUAUUUCUACAUUCUUCUUUAGAAGAACUGAAAAAAAGCAAAUAGCAUUAGAAAAACAUCCCAACUCACCAAUGACUGCAAAACAGAUAUUGGAAGUCAUUCAAAAAGAAGGAUUAAAAGAAACAAGUCUGGUUUCAGAACCCAGCGUGGCUUGGAGACAGCGUUGGUGUGUUUGAAGGAUGAUCCUCCUCGAGUGCUGGAUUUGAGACAACUUUCCAUGCUGAUUAUAUUAGAGCCUCAGCUGCUUUCGUGUUGGUCAUGAGGUGAUGCUGAACCGAAUGCUUGAACUAGCUCAAGUGGAUGGGAUUACAUUGGAGUGGUUCCGUUCAUUCUUUCCGGUGGGACUUCUCCAUUAGCCUGUCUGAAUGCAAUGCUUCAUACCAACACUCGUGUAGGGGAUGGGACAUUCUUCAAAAUCCCUGGAAAAUCAGGACUUUAUGCUCUUAAAAAAGAAGAAUCUUCAUCCCCAGCUGAUGGAACAUUGGAUUUAGGCUGUGAAUCUGAAUUAGAUGGCACCGAAAUGGCUGAAGCAAACAACAGUAAUGGAGAAGAAAAUGGAGUUUGUACAAGACAAGUAUCAGAAGAAGCGUCUUCCAACCGAGACUCGAGCCUUACAAAUACAGCAGUACAAAACAAGUUAGUGUCUUCCUUCCAGCAACACACCAAAAAGGCUCUUAAACAGGCUUUGAGACAGCAGCAGAAAAGAAGAAAUGGAGUCUCAAUGAUGGUAAACAAGACUGUUCCUCGUGUUGUUUUGACACCAUUAAAGGUGUCUGAUGAGCAGUCGGAUUCACCUUCAGGAUCUGAAUCUAAAAAUGGUGAAGCUGACAGUUCAGAUAAAGAAAUGAAACAUGGGCAAAAAUCUCCCACUGGGAAACAAACAAGUCAGCACUUAAAAAGAUUGAAAAAGUCUGGUUUAGGACACUUGAAAUGGACCAAAGCUGAGGAUAUUGACAUAGAAACACCAGGAUCUAUUCUUGUGAACACUAACCUGAGGGCAUUAAUAAACAAACACACGUUUGCUUCCUUACCUCAACAUUUUCAGCAAUACCUCCUGCUUUUGCUCCCAGAAGUAGAUAGACAGAUGGGAAGUGAUGGAGUUUUACGCCUCAGUAGUUCUGCCCUAAAUAAUGAAUUCUUUGCAUAUGCAGCACAAGGAUGGAAACAGCGAUUAGCAGAAGGAGAGUUUACCCCAGAAAUGCAAUUGCGGUUAAGGCAAGAAAUUGAAAAGGAAAAGAAAACAGAACCUUGGAAAGAGAAAUUCUUUGAAAGGUUUUAUGGAGAAAAGCUGGGUAUGUCAAGAGAAGAAUCAAUGAAGCUCACUUCAGUUGAAAACAGUGAUGGUGAUGAAAAUACUUCCUUGUAUGGGUCUUCAUGUUUGCCUGGUCCUUCUACACCAUCAUCCUUUGAAGAGCACCUACCCAAAAGCACAAAAAUCCCACCUUCUCCAGAAACUGAUUUCUGUGCUUCCAUGGAACAGGUCCCAAUUAAGAAUAUCAUGGCCGAAUCUGAGUCAGAGGACAUUUUGAUCCCUGAAGAAUCUGUGAUUCAAGAAGAAGUUGCAGAAGAGGUAGAAACCACUAUCUGUGAAUGCCAGGAUGAAAAUCUUAAGACAGAACCAGAGUUUUCAGAAGAAGCUGGGAGCCCUCCAAUUCUAGGUGAAGAAGCAGAGAUAGUGCCUAUUGAAGAAAGUGUAGAAGCCUGUGUCGUGAUGAAUGAAAUCUUAGAUACAUUGCCUCAUAUUGAAAUUAAGGUGGAAGAGAAAUUGGAAUGCCCCCAGGAAGAAAUGGCUGUUGUUAUUGAUCAGCUAGAUGACUGUGAAUCCCCAGUCCCUUCUGUUUCCUCCAUGAAUUUUGUAGGUGAUACAUCAGAAAAGGAACCAGAGUCUGCAAAGGAGCCCAGUAUCCCAGAAACACAUGGAAUUCCUCCUGCCACAGAAGGAUUGUUUCCAGCUGAAGGUGUUGCUGUGGAUAUGGAACUCCAGAGUGAUCCUGAUGAACAGCUUUCUGAAAAUGCUUGUGUCUCUGAAACAUCCUUCUCUUCAGAAAGCCCAGAGGGAGCUUCCACUAGUCUGACAUCCCCAGGUGGGGAAACACAGUCCACUUCAGAAGAGCCCUGUACUCCAGCAUCCCUCGAAAUAACUUUUUGUUCUGAGGUGUCCAGCACUGAAAACACUGACACAGAUAGUAAUAGAAAGCCUCCUGAUGAAAAUCUUCAUGCAAAUUUGAUGUCAGAGAUAUCUCCAAUGUCCACUUCUCCUGGAACAUCAGAAACAUCCCUCAUGUCCAAUUUACCUUUGACAUCAGAAGCCUCCCCAGUAUCUAAUUUGCCUUUAACAUCAGAAACAUCACCAAUGUCUGAUUUGCCUUUGACAUCAGAAACUUCUUCAGUGUCUUCAGUGCUUCUGACAUCAGAGACUUCACUUGUAACUAGUUUGCCUGUUCCUUCAGAAACAUCUCCAAUUUCCAGUUCUUCCAUGAGUGAGAGGCUCAUCCAUCAGCCAAGAAAGUCACCUUCUUUGUCUGAAGAGCCACUUUCUCCUCUCAAAGAUGAAAAUUCUACCCUUUCUCAACCUGUGGGAGAGAGCCUUAUUUCUCACCAGACAAUGCAUCAGAGUACACCUGAAACUAUCAAAAUGGAUCCACCUCCUGUUGCUCCUGAAACUUCUAUAGCUGAGGAUGCCCACAGUAAAAACCUGAAUCAGCAACCAUGUCAAUCUCCUACAGAAACAGAACAGUCUGGUGUUGCAUCUGUUUUAGAACUCUCUCCUCCAGAAGGAACAAAAGUUAAAAGUCAUAAUGUCCAGCAAAGAGUUGAAAAGAAAGGUACAUCCUCACCAUCCGAGGGAUCUCUUUCAUCUGAAGGCACCGUGGGUAAGAACAGUGAGCUUCCUCCAGCUAAGUCACAUGAUAAACAGUAUACCUCAUUAGAUAAAGCUUCAUUUUCUGAAGGAUCUCGAAGUAAAACACACAAGCAGGGGAAUACACAGACUCGAUUGGAGAGUUCACAUUCCUCUAAGUCCUCAGAACCUGCCAAGUCACCUGAAGGGAUAAGAAAUGAAAAUAGGGAACCAGAGAUCUCAAAGAGGAAAACUGUAGAACAGCACAGUUUUGGAAUCUGUAAGGAGAAGAGAGCUAGAAUAGAAGAUGAUCAGACAGCACGUAGUGCUUCAGCUUCCAGUCCGAUUGAAAAAGAGCAGCCUCCACGAGAGGAGCCCAGGGUACCACCUCUCAAGAUCCAGCUAUCAAAAAUCGGGCCACCUUUCAUUAUCAAGAGCCAGCCAGUCUCUAAACCAGAGUCUAGAACAUCCCCAAGCACCUCAAUUAGUGGAGGGAGGAACACAGGUGCCAGAACCCUUGCAGAUAUCAAGGCAAGAGCCCAGCAAGCUCGAGCUCAGAGAGAGGCUGCCGCAGCAGCAGCAGUAGCUGCUGCAGCAAGCAUAGUCUCAGGAGCUAUGGGAAGCCCAUGCGAAGGUGGGAAGACCAGGACCCUGGCGCACAUCAAAGAACAAACAAAGGCCAAGCUCUUUGCAAAGCAUCAAGCCAGAGCACACUUACUCCAGACAAAUAAAGAAGCCAGGUUACCACAGCUUAGCUCAAAGGAUGGGCCUCCAGCUUUGGAAGUUUCAGCUAUUCCUGAUGCAAAGAUGGAAGGUUCAACUGGUGUCAUUAUAGUGAAUCCAAACUGCAGGUCUCCUAGCAACAAGUCUGUUCCUCUGCGGGAGGCUACCACUUUACUGCAGUCAUCACUUAAUCCUUCUAAGGUACCAGAAACUGCUCCUGACAUAUCUCUGCACAGUUCUGAUGAAAAUAUACCCAUGUCGCAUUUGUCUGAGAAAGUUGUUUCAUCUACCUCUUCUGAAAAUAGUGGUAUGCCCAUGCUUUUUAAUAAAAAUUCUGUCCCUGUGUCUGUUUGCAACACUGCCAUGUCAGGAACAAUUAAAGAACUUUCCUUUGCGAGUUCUGUUGAUAAAUCCUCUCUUUUAAUGUCUGUUGACAGUGCAAAUACUUCAGGCUCUGCAUGUAACUUGAGUAUGUUAAAAACCAUCCAGGGAGCUGAUACAACAUGUGUAGCUGUUGUACCAAAAUGUAUUGAUAAUGCUCCCAUUCCAACUUCCACAGAGGGUUCAGUCUUAUCAAACUCUGUUGAUGAUAAAAGGUUGCCAAUAGCAAACAAUAGUGCUAUUAAUAAUUUAGUCUCCAGUCAAUAUACCACUGUGCCAUCUCCCUCCAUUGGAAAUAAUUUGCCAAAUCAUGCCCCUCCCAGCUCUGUCCUGAUUCCCCCAGUGGGAGCCAAUGGCAGAUUUCCUUCUGAGAAGAUAGCCAUGCCUGGGUGCGAUGAGCAAGCCAGCAUGUCUGUGAGCACCACUGUGAGAGCAGCUUUGAGCUGCGGUGAUCGAGUUGCGGUCACAGACUCUUCAGCUAAAUGCCCACCUAUUGCUAUGUUUACUGGAAACAUGCUAACAAUAAGCUCUUUUGACAGCCCUACCAAGCUGGGUCCUGAAAGCUUGGAAAAAAAUACAGGUGUCAGAAGUAGGACGGAUCACUCUGGCAAACCUCCACACCCCACUGGAGGCUAUGCACCAGCAGCAGCGAACAGAUCGAUUCCCUGUAAAGUCAUCGUCGAUCACAGUGCCACACUGAGCUCCGGCUUAUCACUCACUGUUUCCAUCGAAAGUGCAGAAACUGGCCUGGACAUGCAGGGCAGGCCAGCCAGGACGGAAGCAGCCUUACCAAACGUGGCAUGCCCUCAAGUCUCUGUCAUCAACAGGCCUGAGCCGGUGACCAGUGAAAACGUGGAACACAGUCUGGGCUUCAUCGCCACUCCACCAUCAAGGCAAGACAGCAAACCACUGACUCCCUCUUGUGCCCAUCUCCGAGAAUUAUCUCUUGCUUCUCCUGAUAAAGGAGGGGAGGGGAGCACACCUAGUCACGGCUUUACUGAACCCUGUCCUGGCCCCUCUGCUUUCAAAAGUGAACCUGACACUACCUGUAGCAAUCAGUAUAAUACGGGUAACCUGAUCUGCUGGAACAGCGAUGAUGUGAUGAGUACGGAACCUCCCACACCCAGCCAUUCGACUACUACACAGAAACACAAGGAGUACCUGGAGCAGAAUUGCCCCAAAACAAUCAAAAUGGAGCAUUCCACCUAUGCCCAUGUCUCCGAGUUGCAUCCUAGGAAUCUUAUGGCAAAAAUUAAUCUUCCUGUGAAGUCAGAAGCCCCCGAAGUUGACAAGUGCUUUAGAAUGGACACUGAAGAUUUCCCCAUACCAGAAAUGCCUCCCCAGGCUGAGGUAGCUGCCCCAAGUAUACAGCAGACCCCAAUCUCCAAGACAUCUGUCUCUAGUUCCGUGGAAGAGACUCUGUCAUUGGCCACAGAAUCAAUAAAGAGAGUGCCAGGUGGGGGAAGCUCAAGCUGUCGUCUGUCCUCUGUAGAAGCCAACAAUCCCCUUGUAACACAGUUAUUACAAGGCAACCUACCUUUAGAAAAGGCACUGCCGCAGCCGCGAUUAGGAGCCAAGCUAGAGAUUCACCGGCUUCCCUUGCCUCUGCAGACUCCCUCUGUGUGCAAAACAGCCUCUGAGAGGAAUAUAGUUGAAACUCCUGCUAGCUCUCCAAAUCCAGAUGGUAAGGGCUACUUGGCAGGGACUCUCGUGCCACUGCAAAUUAGAAAGCGAGAAAACCACCCUAAAAAGAGAAUGGCCAGGACUGUGGGGGAACAUGCUCAAGUGAAAUGUGAGCCAGGAAAGCUGCUGAUGGACACAGAUGUUAAAGUGGCACCAUGUGUCAUCAACUCCAACAUGAAUCAAUUGGGGCACAGCCAGCCUUUUAAGCAAGAGUGGAUGAGCAAACACACAGUCCCAAGCAGGAUUGCUCACAGCCCCGAGAUCAAGCAGCAGAAGAGGCUGCUCCCCUCCUGUAGCUUCCAGCAGAAUUUGUUCCAUGUUGACAAGAACGGCAGCUUUCACCCGGAUGCUAGUACCUCACACCGACAGCAGUUCUACCAAAUGCCUAUGGCCACACGAGGCCCCAUUCCUUCAGCUGCUAUGUUGCAGGCCUCUUCCAAGGCCACAGCUGGCUGCCAUGCAUUUGCCUUCAACAGGCACCUGGAACAGAAGGGCUUGGGAGAGGUUGGAAUUGCAACAAGCUCUCACCAGUUAAGGAUGGCCAGUGUGUUAUCACCCAGUAUCCCCAUUAAAGAGGGUGAUGACAUAGGCAGCACUGCCCAUGCCAUCCAGAAUAAAGCCUUGGUUCACCCCCCUCCCCCACCACCCUUACCCCCACCCCCUCCACCCCCACCUCCUCCCAUACCGCCUUCCCUUCCUAAUGCAGAAGUCCUCUCUGAUCAAAAGCAACCACCAGUUACUAUGGAAACCACUAAAAGACUUAGUUGGCCACAGCCAGCCAGCAUAUGUAGCAAUAUAAAAUCUGAACCUCUUUCUUUCGAGGAAGGCCUGAGCAGCUGUGAACUGAGUAUGAAGCAAGUGUCUUAUGACCAGAAUGAAGUGAAAGAACAGUUAAAAGCCUUUGGGCUAAAAAAUGCAGAUUUCUCUUCUUAUAUACUUUCUGAGCCACAAAAGCCUUUUACCCAAUUAGCUGCUCAGAAAAUACAGGUGCAGCCACAGCAGCAGCAGCAGCAGCAGCAACAGCCACCACCGCAGCAGCAGCAGCCACCACCGCCGCAGCAGCUCUGUGGAAAUUACCCAGCUAUACAUUUUGGGAGCACAAGCUUCAAAAGGGCAGCUUCUGCAAUUGAAAAGUCCAUUGGCAUUUUGGGAAGUGUUUCUAGCACUGCUACAGGCCUCUCUACCCAGAAUGCUCAGAUUCCAGUUCAAAACUUUGCUGACAACAGCAAUGCAGAUGAGCUGGAGUUGAAAUGUUCUUGCAGGCUGAAAGCCAUGAUUGUGUGCAAGGGCUGUGGAGCCUUCUGCCACGACGACUGCAUAGGCCCUUCCAAACUCUGUGUAGCCUGCCUGGUUGUCCGAUAGGAGCCAAGUUCAAGGUGCAGUAUCCCAUUCCCCGUGGAGGAACUCAACAGUGGAAAUAGAAAUUAAGUCAUCAUAGUGCUUUCUUUCAUUUAAUUUAUUUUGGUGGAGAUUAUAUUCUUCAUGGUUGAAUUCCUUUCAUCCUUCCCCCCUCCCUUGCCUUAUUAUAUCUCUUGUAAAGAAAAGGAUGCAUCACAUCAGAAAUGUCUCAGUGGCAUGUUGUGUGUAGGUUUUAUUUAUUUAUUUUUUUGGUAAGCUUGGUUGCCAUGAUAAAAGAGGGUAUUGAGAAGUAUCAUUCCCAGCUUUGGAAACAAUCUGCCAAUGCGGACACAUUGUAUUUGUUUUCCUAUGUAGUAGAUCUGAAAUGCCCUGAGAUAAAAAAUUAGGAUAUGUUCAUUUGAUUUAUUUCAACAGAAAAUGAAGUCAGGAGAGGAACAUACUUAUUUAAGAUGGUUUAGAAUUUUACCCCAAAUUACCUUUACUGUGUGUUAUGCCCAGUCAUAUUAACUGGGGGAGGGAUCUGACUUAAAGGUAUGACUAGAGAGUUGUUUGCUUGCUGGGCCUCAUACAAGAUAUUAAUAGAGGUAAGAGUUUAAUGAAAAUAGCUAUUCCUAUUGAUCUCCCCAUUUAGCCCUCCCAGAAGCUAUUAAUAUGGUAGAAGAGCUGAGCCUAUUAUGAGAUUUGCACAGGCUUAUCCAUCUGGGAAAAAAUGUAUCCAUCCUCCUUAUAGAGCCAAUAAUGUGACCUUGGCUAUCCCAAUUUAUUUUAGUUCAAGGGUAGCCAGCUCUUGGCCCCAAUAUUAUAUGCUAUUCUUCAGAGCUUCAUGCAUGGCCCUUGAAGCAAGGUGAAAAAAAAAAUCCCUCCAAUUAAAAUAUUUCACAUAUAGAUGAAUAAAUGGAUAAAUAUGGCAAAUGUUUUCCACUUUAUUCAGUAUAAUACAUUCAUUAGCUAUUAGAAUUUGAAGGGAAAGAUAAAAAUGGCCCUUCAUCAAUGACACUUGAAUUCUGACUUCUCUUCUUAGUCAAUCCAGGCACUAUCUUUUAAGGUGACAUUGAUUAUGAAAGAGAAUGUCAGAUUAUAGAGGGCUGUUAGUAGAAAACACUUAAAAAAUGAUUCUCAUUUUUUACUCUCUGUAUAAAUAUAUUUGACUCUGAAUUUAUAAUCCUUAUUUUAAAAAUUACUUCUAGAUAAUGCAUGCUUAAAUUUUUUUUUCUUAAUUUAAUUCCAGACAUUGUUAGUGUCGGGAGUGGGAGUGCUUUUUUGAAAAAGGGAUACUGUAUCUUUAAAAUGAUCAUCAAUAUUUAACCAGUACAAUAUGCAUGUUGAGGACUCUGUAGCUACUUUCCAAAAGCUUUUGCUACCAUCGCAUCUGAAACAGUUGUAAUUUGGGGGCUCUAGUCACGAAAGCACAUAAAAAGGCACAUGCAAAUUGUAGGAAGAAAAAAUAAAUGUAUCCUUUUUUACUCCAAAUUGGCAAAAAAUUUGGAGUGCAGUGAGCUUAUCCACUAAUGUGGCUGUGACCACUAAAAUAAACACAAAAAACAUAGGAGAAAUGGUAAUCUAUAUCUAGGUAGGACCACCUGGCUGUUUACAUGUGGGAUUAUCUUAAUAAUGUAAAUGCUACACCAUUCCCUUAGAGUUUGAGUGGACUGAAAAGAGCAACUUAAUAUUCUAAAAUGUUUUCCCUCAUAUUUAUUAUUAUGAUGUUGCCAAAUUCCUUUUGUUAUGUGAUACAGUAGUCAGUUUUGAUUAAGGAAAAUUGCUGAAUAUGGAAAGAUACUUUCUCUACAAAUGCCUCCUUUUGUGAAGUAAUUCCGCUUUUCAGUACUUCUGCUACUAUUUCCCCUAAAACUGAUCAUUGAAGAAGUUAGGAGUGCACUUAAUCCAUUCCAAAGGAAUAAGGAUAGACUUCAGAAGAUCCUUAAGCUCCUCUUGUAUGCCAAGCUUCAGUUUAGUAGUCUCUUUUGUUUUGUAUCACAUCAUAUUGUAUUUAACCUUUCGAAGGAUCAGAGCAAAGCAUGUCAUUUUCUGGGUGAACAGAAUGACCACAAGGACACACUAGUGUAUCUUACUGUGAACACUCCCUAGGAAACAGGGAAUAUACAUUGCCUAGUUCCAAACUCUUUGGCUACUAUGUGGGUGUGAUGCUCUUUAUACCAGCAGAUUGAAAAGUACUGUAGCAGUGACUGAUAUGCAGUGUUGAGAGAAGUUAUAACCAACAGAACAUUUGCACUUUGUAUGUGAGAUAUGAAUGCAACUGAUGUGAUACUAAAUUCAUUCUUACCAGCUCAGUCAUUUUUGUAUAUUGCUUGCAAGCGGCUUUUGGGGGAUGAAGAAAAGUGUCCUUCUGUAUUUUUUAUUUUUCAUUGACUAGGUUUUAUGAAUCUAUUGGUGGUUAUGUGUGUAGUCAUUCUGUAGCCUAAAUCGGAGCGCAAUCAAGUUCAGAGUUAACUUUUGCUGAUUUUUGCCUCUUCUUGCCCAUUCUGGUUUUGCUCCAGUUUAGUCUCCUAGCCUGUGCUUAUGCAGUUUGGUGUCACUGAGCAGCUAUGUUCACACACUAAGAAAUAGUGAGAUUAAAAAAAUAAUAAGCAACAUGAAAGGGUCAGAUAUUCUGCAGGUAUCUAUUCAGUGCAUAUAGAAGAGCUGUCGAAUGCAAAUUAGGCUAGUGGGGUUUCACUUUACUUAUUUGCACCAGCUGCCGAGUUUGAGUACAGAUGGAGUGAUUGGCCCAUUUCCUUCAUGGUUUAUGUUCAUUUGUAGGCUUUGGUAUGUGCCCUGCCAGAUACCUGUGGACUAUUGCCCCCUAAUGUGUCCCCAUCAGGAACAAAAAUAUUUGCACACUUGCCUUUUGUUUGUUUGUUUUGUUUUCCUUUCUUCUUAAAAAAAAUCCUAAGUAGCACUUUUGGAGCAGGGGAAGGAAGAAAAGUUACUUUCCCGCCCUCACCUCCUUCAUGAUAUGCAUAUACCUGAGUUGUAUAAUGACAGUAAGGUACUGAGGAGCAUACUAGGAAGUGUGUCCUACUACAAAAUUGAUUUCCAAUAUAAAGAUUCUUUUCUUCCCCAGAGUGAGAAUACUAGAAGGUUUGGUGAACGGAGCACCCUAUUUAUGUGUUGUUUACUCGCUGAGACGUAGUCCAUGGUAAAUAAAGACUAAGUUGAAGAAAAUAAGACUACUGAGGUUGGACCUCUUUACUCAGCAGACUCCCUGUGGUCGCCUGUGUUGUAUGGGUGAGCUAUAGAAUGUCUAGUUGACUUCUUGAUCUUAGAGUUCCUUACUCAGUUUAACAAAAAAGCAGAAUAAUCUAGUGCAUAUGGUGCUUUCCAAUGCCAUCAGGGGUAAAAGUACUCUAUGCUGCAGCCCCAUUCCUUUUACAAACACAUGCACAAUUUCAGAGCUCUCGUAGCCUCUGGUUUAACAGUUCCUACAAGGUAUGGUAAAGUACCGAGAUAAACACUUGAAUGCUGGCCAAGCUCAGAAGCUCCGUCAUCUCCACAAGAUGCAGGCCCAUGACCAUCUCAUCUCCCAGGUGCAAAGUGCCCUGUUGAAACUGCAGAACAUGUGUAGACAUUCUGUGACAGUAGCAAAGUCGUCUGGUCAUCAUCCAUAUGUUUUCAGAGAAUGACGUGGACAGUCCUAAAGACAGUACUUGACUGUCAUGGGCCUGUGUAGCUAAAAUGUUUCCUGAAUUUUAGAAUCCUGUCUUCAGCCCUCAUGUGUUGUCACUGUCAAACCAACAGAAAACAUUUUUUUAGUCUAAUUUAAAGGAGCUGCUUUUUUUAUAGCACAUACUAUUUCUCUUUGUACUAUAUUUGAUAGUUACAGAAUAAUUUAGUCUGUAGAAUAACUUUGUUGUAUUUGUACUGUAAAUGAAUGUUACAAAGAAAGUGCUUUACUUGGUUGCCAUAAUUCUCUUGUACUGCUGUAAAAUAUUCCACACCCACACCAUUCCUUACUUCACAGAAACCUAAUCUGAUUCACAUUUUCAGUACAGGGUUUUGUGUGUGUGUUUGUAUGUAUGUAUGUGUGUGCGUGCGUGCACGCGUGUGUGUAUUUUUCUUUUUUUCGUUGUCAGUAUUCUGAAUGUUUACAUCUGUUUGACAUUAGCCAUUUAAUGCCUUUUUUAAAAGGCGGUAUUACUCCUACAGUAUAACAGCAAAAUGUGAAAUCAACCCAAACAUAACAUGCAUGAUAAAUACAGACUUGGGGUGAAUGCCCCUGCACCAUACAUAGACAUUUUAUAUCAGCAUACAGAAAAAAAAGUAAACCCUCCUUCAGACCUCUACCAAAGAAAAUACUAUUCCCACAGGAAAAAAAAUAAAAACAAAACUCAGAAAUGGUUUGCAAAAUCCUCAGAAGGGGGAGCAGUUGAUUUCAAUGGGACUGCUACAAUUUAAUACUGUAUUAUGCUUGCUUUGAUACCUGACUAAAUGUGACUGCGUGCAAGAAGCAUUUUAACACUUUUUUUAGACAGUAUUUUGUUUAAAAUUCAGGGAUCAUGCAUUCUUUAAUGGUGCUGUUUGUUUUUUAUUUGUUUUUUUUUCUACAAAAAAAGUGUUGCCUACAAAAGUGACUGCUCACAAUACCAUAAGUUAAAAUGAAAUGUUUGUCUUUUUCAUGUUUCUCUGUUUUCCCUCUCCCUAAAGUAACAAUUUGGGCUUCAAUAUUAAAAUAUUCUGAAGAAAAUAAAGAAGUUAAAUAUAAA